CCUUCCCUCAUGCAACACUCCGAUUUAAUGUUUCAUUGUUGUAGAUAAUGUAAUGAUUGACUUCUCUCAUCCUGUUUACAAUGAGUGCUUUGUCUUUUGUCUUUGUUUCUCUCUCCCGUCUAGAAACUUUGUUCUGUUCGACUGAUCAAAUCUGCUGAUUCUCAAUAAAGCUCAAUUCUAAUACCACAGCGGAAGCUUCAAAACUCCACUGUGACACUGUAAAACUGUUCCGGCAUGAAAGGGUUCUGGGGACCGGGGUUCAAAUCCCGGCCCCGCCUGUGGGGAGUUUGCAUGUUCUCCCCUAACCUGGGUGGGUUUUCCUCCCAAAAACAUGCGUGGUAGGUCGAUUGAAGACUGUAAAUUGCCCGUAGGUGUGAAUGUGAGUGCGAUUUGUUGUUUGUUUCUAUGUGCCCUGCGAUUGGCUGGCGACUGGUUCAGGGUGUACCCCGCCUCCCGCCCGAAGACGGGUGGGAUAGGCUCCGGCAGCCCGCGACCCGCGUGAGGAGAAGCGGUAAUGGAAAUGGAUGGAUGGAAACCUCAAGCAAUCCUUGAACCAACGUCUUCUCCCGAGCACCGGCGACGCCCACCAAGUUUUUCCUCCUUUUUCCCCACCACACACAAUACAUUGGUGCGGUGCGUUGUCGUCAUGGUAACGAGUGCAUCCGGUCGCGUUGACCGGUGACACGUUCUCUGGUUCCGCCUCUCCAACAGUGUUUGAUAAAGCCCAGUGAUCGUAAAAGACGCCAUGCGGUGGUGUCGCCAUUCUCUGACCGACAAGUUUGUCUUGUCGUCUGAUCCGGGCACACGAGAGAAUAAGGACAGAAAAACAAGCUGGAGAAGUUUUUUCUGAAUUUAUUCAGCAAACAGAACAUACAAACACAAUCGCCAGGGGAUGAACUUCUACAAGCAGUGGCAAAAAGGCAGAUGAUCGUAUUACAAAAAUACAAAAAGUUGAAUCGCUUUCGCAGUGUCGUCGUCUUUUUCUUUAGGCUCCUUUUUCAUCGUCAUCCUUUUCCACGUAAGCUUAUCUCUUGCAUCCUCCUCUCGAACACCAACUGCCCUCACCACAUCCAUCGACCUUCUCUUUGCUCUUCCUCGAGCGGCUCCAUCCUCAUCACCCUUCUACCAAUAUACUCGCUCUCUCUAACUUUGUCUCCAAAACAUCGAACCUCGGCCGUCCCUCCGAUGAGCUCGUUUCUAACCCUCUCCAACCUGAACCUCAACAUCUUCAUGUGCUCUGCUUCCUGGCACAUAUAUUCUAUCUUAACUUGGGCUAAUCUUCAUUCCUCCCCUUUCCACUCUCUCAGGCAUCCACCUUUCUAAAUUAUUAUUAUUAUUAUUUUAUUUGUUGUUUUGUUUAUUGAUUUGCCGUUGUGUUUAGUUAUUUGUUGUUGUGAUUAAUGGGUUUCUAUUUGCUGUUGUGAUGAGUCGUUUGCUGGUGAUUUGAAUUUGCCAUUGUUUAGUGUAUAUUGUUUGCCGUUGUGUUCUUUGACUUGCCAUUUGUGUUUCGUGUUUUGCCCUUCAGGGCCACCACACUUACGUCAUCAAUGCUCGCCGUCGCGCGAUGAAGCCAGUUUUCCGAAUGCCCUUGAAACAGGGCUGUCAUUUGCGAUGUUCGAAAGGAAGCUCCAUUCCAACAAAGGUUAAGGAAAGGUGGCUUAAAGGUUCGGAGAUUGGACUUUCCGAGGAGGCCCACGGGCAGUUCGCAAACCGCCGAUGAAGGAAGAAGUCGUGUCCGCUCUCCAGUCCGCUAGUCGGCGCUCAUGCCCGCGAAUGACGUUUGCCAGCCGCCAUUCAAACGCAUCGAGAAGGAGACGAGCACGGAUCCCCCGAGCGGACAUUUAGCUUUAGCUUUAGCAUCGGCUUGUUGUUCGUGUUGCUUGGCCGGCUCUCCUUCACCAAAACUAAAGUGCGCGAGAACCAGCACCGUCAGUCGCUUUCGCGUCGGUCGUCGUUCGCUCCCUCGCGCGGUGAAGCAUGUUCCGCGGUCGGCCUCCGCCGCGGGGCUUUUACCGGCCGCCUUUCGAGGCCCGCGGCCCGCACCCGUCAGCGGGCCACAGAGACGACAGGAUGCGGGCCAGAUCUCCUUACCGCCCGGGGUACCAUCAGCGCGGACCCCCUGACUUCCGUCGCUCUCCGCCGCACCGCGGCUACUAUCAUCCCGCCUCAGGAGGACACCGAGGCGGCCAGCACCGCCCCGCCGCUCCGCUCAGGGAGAGGUCUCCGUCGUCUCCUCGCCCUCGCCUUCCCAUCGACCACAAACUGGUCAUCACGGUCGGCAACGAGCUGACGAGCUCCGCACCGCCGCGUCAUGGCGACAGAGACCGAAGUCCGGUCCGGAGUCGCGGACGCAGCAGGAGUCAGGCGCGGAGCAAGAGCCGCCAUCGGAGCCGGGGUCGCAGUAAGUCCGGGUCCAGGUCCAGGUCCAGGUCCAGGUCCAGAUCCAGAUCCAGAUCCAGAUCCAGAUCCAGAGGGCGCAGUCGAGGGCGGGCGUCCAGCAGGGGGCCGAGCCGGGCCUCCAGCCGCAGCAGGAGGCCCAGUCGCAGCGGCUCCAGCGGCAGCGAGCGGUCCUGCUACACGAAAACGUUCGACGAGCUCAACGUGGCGCGACGGAGGAAGGAGCUGGAAGACUUGUUGUGUCUGCCCACCAAGUCCAUCCUGAAGAAACGCUCGGACUACGACCACUCUCCUUCAGUCAGGAGUUCCGACUCGGGCCUGUCUCACGUGGCGGAGGAGCUGCUGCGGGCCGUCAAAGGGAUGGAGCCGGCCGCCGUGGCGUCCGUAUUGACCGAACUGCGGUCCGACGCGCACAUGUCGCAGCGCGCAGAUCUCAACGCAGAAAUCAAGGAGAUCCUAAACUUGCUGGACCCGGUCGCAGACCUCCGAGCGAAGAGUCCGGCGGGCGACAUCGACGACGAGGAGAAGUUCCUGUACGGAGACUCGGAGGAACCCAAGACACCGCUUCUAUCCCAGCCGCUCCCAAACCACACGUUUGAUCUCUACGGGGAUGUAACGGAGGAGGUUCUGUAUGGAGAUCAACUGCCCCGGGCCGCCGCUCCCGCGUACGCCGUCCCUGCGGCGGUUUCACCGGCCGCCGCUGGCGAGGUCCGCACGGACUGGCCCCCCUCGGUUUCCACCUCGGUUCCCCACGACGCGGCGCAGGCUUCGACUCCCGUACCCCCGCCGGAGGAGGAGAGCGAUCAGCAGGCACUGGACGACUACCAGAAGCUCCAGAACCUGUUGAAGACCAUCGGCUUGGACCUGGGUGUGACGGAGAUCAGCAAGUUGGCCGCCAGGACCAAGGAGCGCCUGCACGGAAAUAAGCCCCCGAACGCCCCCAAGACGCCCAAGCGGCGCGCGCGCUACUCAUCCGGCAGCUCGGACGACGGGCGCAGGAGGCACAGCAGCGGCAGCAGCAGCUCAGACGACGACAAACGGGCCCGCAGCACCGGGCGGGGCCGGAGCUGGAAGACGGAUGGCGGCGGUGCGGACAGCUGGAGCAAAGAGGGCGGCGGCGGAAGCAGCGAGGUGUCGCUGCAAACGGCGGCGCUCGAGGCCGCGGCCCCUCCCUCGACGGCGCCCGUCCCCUCGCCCGUGUCCGUCCAGCCCUCCUACCCGUCGUCACACGCGCACGGCAUGAUGCCGCCUAGCUACCCGCCGCCGGGCUACGGCCAGUACGGGAACUUCCUGCCCUACGCGCACUCGCAGUGGCCGCCCGUGUACCCGCCCCCUGGCGUGCCGCUGCCCCUGCAGACGUCCGGCGCCAACAACUUCCCGCUCUCUCUGCCCUACAACCAACCUGACGGCCAGCUGCCUCCGGAGCCUCAGGUCAAAGGUGCUCUCAAAUCUUCUUGGCUCACCGGGACAGGACCGGUCUCCAGUCAGGUGUCGGAGCAGGAGAACAACGAAAGCCAGAAGCAGAAGGUUCUGGAGGAGCGGGAGACUCUGAGGCAGGAGCGAGAGCAGCGCAUGAAGAAGAAGGAGUACCUCAUGAAAGAACUGGAGCGGCUCCGGAAACAACAAGGUGAGCUGCUGAGGAAGAAACGGCGUGAGAAAGACGGUCACAAAGACCCCCUCCUGCAGGAGAUCAGCUUGCUGCAGGAAGACGUCAUGAUGCAGAUCUCCAAUCUGCGGAAGGAGCACGAGGCGGCCGAGAGGAAGCGCAGCGAGAUUGACAAGGUGGCGCUCAUCUUGGGGCUCGGACCCGCCGACCGUGCCCGCGCAACACCCCAGGCGACGAAAGACUCCGUGGCGGCCAGGCCCCGCAAAAGUAGGCCCCGCACAGAGCACAGUCCUGAGCGCCAACAAGAUGGCGGCGGCAGCGGCAGCAGCAGCGUCAGUAGCAGCAGCAGCAGCAGCAGCGGCGCCAGCAGCAGCAUGCCCAUGAAGCAGAACAUCUCGGAACUGAACCAGCCCCCGGACAUUUCCCCGACUCCGCCCCCUGAGCCCUUUGAGUACUACGAUGCUGGAAACCAUUGGUGCAAAAACUGUAACCUCACCUCGGGCUCCAUGUUUGAUUUCUUUACUCACUUGCACAGCAAAACUCACCGGAAGACUUUGGACCCCUACGAGCGUCCGUGGGCCCUGUUGCCGAGCAAAAUGGCAAAGACGUCGCAGACAGAAGAGAAACAGACGAAACCGGCUAAAGGUUCUGAGUUCUUAGUUCCUGUGCGAGGAUUUUUCUGUCUGCUGUGUGAAAUGUUCUUCGGAGACGGCAUCUGUGCAGAGGAGCACGUCACCACUCACUGUCACAAUAACCAGUACAAGGUAUCGAACACCCGGUAGCGCUCAUUAACACGCUGUGACAACGUGGCUUAGCGAGGGAAUGACUUAAGUUAUCUUAGAGAGUAGAGCGAAGUGUAAAGUGCCAUGACGUGACCACUUUAAGCGGCACACAAAUGCUAAAAACCAAACCAACACAUUCCACUUUUGACAGAUCCUCUGAGAAGUGACAUUCUUAUCAUUGUCACAAUUCCUUUAUUGCCUGUUCCCCCCCCCCCCCCCCCCCCCCACCAUUUUGUUCUUUGUAUGGAUAUGUAUGCAAUGUAGCGUGUGACGUAUCACACGUGCUACGCAUGAAAUGAAUAACAGAUGAAUUCCGAAUAUUCCACAGCCUCAGCGAGAGGUCGUAAACAUUUCACCCAUCUGUUUCUCUCUCUCUCUCUCUCUC
This is a messenger RNA of Phyllopteryx taeniolatus (common seadragon), 5170 nucleotides long. RefSeq names its product zinc finger protein 318 (gene znf318). Gene Ontology annotation, molecular function: zinc ion binding; nucleic acid binding. The record is from RefSeq and is a predicted model, not a curated record. Gene Ontology annotation, biological process: positive regulation of DNA-templated transcription; negative regulation of DNA-templated transcription. Gene Ontology annotation, cellular component: nucleoplasm. NCBI's taxonomy places the organism in Eukaryota, Metazoa, Chordata, Actinopteri, Syngnathiformes, Syngnathidae. The transcript has 10 exons. The coding region runs from base 1978 to 4785 and encodes 935 amino acids.